Molecule: messenger RNA, 2232 nt
Organism: Phytophthora nicotianae INRA-310
Lineage: Eukaryota; Oomycota; Peronosporomycetes; Peronosporales; Peronosporaceae
Exons: 2
Coding region: 1-2169 (722 amino acids)
Source: RefSeq, a predicted model, not a curated record
AUGUCAGCAGUUUCGUCACAUGAAGGCGUGUCUCCUCUACAAAAUGAGCAACUUUCUGCGCCAACUGACCCAAUACAAGCCGAGAAAUCUACUGCAGACCAGCUGCUUAUUGACACCAAUGCACUACUAUCAAAACUAGGCUUCAGUGACCGCGCAUUCGCCAACGUCGCCGAUCUCGUAGCCAGUGUAUCAUCCAUGAGCGUUGCACUGUACGAGAAGCUCUUCCAGUUCCGUCUACGCGACGUGGAGCGCGUGCCACGGACUCUACAAGACUACGAGCACAAUGCCCAGGUGGUUGCAGACGCGCUACGGGGCGCUCUAUUGGGGCAAGGCAACGACGACGACGCGGUAAAUGCACUAGCAGGAGAAAAACUCUGUGCUGGGGACUUUGGCAGCAUCCGUCGGCUGCUGACGAUGCUGGAACAGGUGUAUACACUACUCUUCGAGGAGAGUCAGGAGGUCGGGGAGAGGCUCCGAGACGCAAGUCUCGCCAGUCUCGGGAUGUCUGCAACGGAAGUACAGAAGACCGUCUCAAAACGACGAAUUCCACCGAAAUUUGCCAAGAAACAGAGGAAGGAGGGUGCGCCGAAGAGCGACCCGGGGACGACGUCACGGGAGAAGCGAAGGACUAAGGAGACCAAAUCAAGAAGUGCGUCACAGUCGAGAGUGAGCCAGAAACAGGAGGAAGUUCGUGUUGGACGUGCUGUAAGUGCUGGGGAGCUAAGGAAAACUUCGGUGAGUGGGAAGGGUAGAGCGGAUGUGAUCGCGGAGAACAAUAAAAAGCGCUCUCGACUGCUGGAUCAAUUUUUCAAGGCGAAUAGUAGCAGAGCGGAGAAUGCAGCUAAAAAGGCGGUCAGUAGGAGAGCAGGAGUUUCAAUGAAGACGGUGACCGGGCGAAAGCAACGGAAGGACGAUAAAGAGCUGCUGGAAACAAAACCGUACGGACGCUUUGUCACAGUAGGCAGUACCAGUUCGGACGAAGAUAAACCUCAAGAAAACGCAAACAGGAACGAAGUCUCCGAUAAGCAGGGCGUGUUCUUUGAAGGUGUGUCUUCAGUGCAACACAACAGCGACGAGAGCAUGCAUUUUAUGGAGGACGAAGGAGUUUUCGCGCAGAAUUUCUCGUCGAUUAGUAUUGACGAUGAACCCGAGCAGAAAGAUCAAGAACCAACUGACGACCGUGAAAAUACCCAACCAAACGAGAACACAGCAUCUGAGAAGCCUGUGACUCCCCGAAAGAGCGCUAACCAUCAGGAAGCGGAAGAGAACGAUGAACUGACGUCCAGCCCGGUCAAGAAAAAAGUUGCACGCAAUGAGCCUCACGCUCCAGACCGGCCGUCUUCACGAACACGACGCGACCCAUCCAAGUCCCUUUAUCCUCUACUACCGAAGACUAGACACCAUACUGCAACGUCAAAGGUUCAAGCGCAGUACUUGCGCUACAAGCUCUCGUUGAAGAACCAUUUACAGGAAUUACGUCAGCGAGAAGCUUCUCAACGCCAGCACUUGGAACGGGCGUUCAAAUCUGGAGAGCACAUGGCGAACGUCGACAAGAUCCGGUCUCGUCGAUUCGAGCAAGACGUGCGUUUACAUCGCAUCGCCAUCGGUUUGGAAGCCAAGAACGAAGAGGAGAAACAGCUACGUCAAGCGAUGAAUCACUUGCUGGAUCUGGAGAAGGAGAAGCUUCGAGAAGAACAUCGAUUGACGACAUCAAUGCUCAAACAAAUUCAGAAGGAACACUCGGAACGAGAACAAGCAAUGGAGAAUUUCUACGCGAAUCAGAUUCAACUCGUUAAGGAGCAGACUCGACGUGAAGUUAAGGAGCGAGAACUUGUGGAAAAAGCUCAGCGCUCAGCGUCCGAGAAGAUGAUGCGUGAGCUUCGUCAUGAACGCGAGAACCAACUAACAGCUCUACUUCAGGAGAAACAGCACUUGGAGGAAACUCGGAGAUUUCGGCACGCUUCACAAAUGGCACAUUUGUUAGAAAAAACUGAAGAGCGUUCGGUGAAGAGAACCGAUGCAUUUUACACUGCAGCCAUGAAGGCACGUGAACGACACACUGUCAAGAAGCAGAAUACUCAACGACGAACCAGUCUCGACCCGUAUCGAGUUACUUCAAUGCCGCUAAGGAGAUCUACAACAAGGUUCUCGAAAAGUACCGUAAGAUAAUGCCAAUUUUACGGUUGCCAUUCAAAACUUACAGCUAGCAGGUCCGCUGCAUGAAUAACUCCC